CACACACACACACACAGUUCAAAUAUCUUACAAUACUAUGACAAAUGCAGCAAGACACCCGGAAUAGAACGAGAUCAUUUCACAGGCUCCUGUACAGAAGGACUUUUCAAGGUGUGCAGACCACCUUCUCCGUCUUUUGCACAGCAACAGGCACAAACAGUGCAUCUGUCCUUGCUGUGACAUGAUGUCAAAUCAAGACAUGAGACAUGAUGCUUGCUGUUCUCCCAACCUCAGGGUCAGUGCCGCCGUACUACAGGGAGGUGUAUCAGGCCAUUAGCGGGCGUGCGGACGAGCGAGUGCAGGUGCAGGUGUUUCAGCGGCUCCUUAGCAGGACAGACCUCCCCAGUGCGGUGCAGUCGCAGAUUGCAGAUCAUGUGGAAAAUAAUGACGGUUUCCUGAGUAAGUUAUCACUGUAUAAAGGCCUGGCAUUGAUCGCCCUAGCUCAACAAGGAAAACAGCCCAGCCCUAAGCUGUUGGAGAAUUGUAUUCAAGAGUUCCCCAAACCCCAACUGGGCGAUCCCAAGGGCCUGCAAUCGCUGAAAAUGCAGCCCGCUCAGGAAGACCCCUUGACUGUUUCGCAGACACUGACCAAGCUCUUAGGAAGGGACACCAUCACGAUAGAGAGUAUUCCCGAGAAGAAGGGCCUCUUCCUGAAACAUGUGGAGUACCAGGUCACCAGCCAGCGCUUCAAAAUCUCAGUGUACCGGCGCUACAGCGACUUUGACGUCUUCCACGAGCUCAUGCUGCAGAGGUUCGCCUACAGGAUGGUGCCUGCCCUGCCACCCAAGAGGAUGCUCAAAGGAGUGUUGACCUCGACGUCGGAGCAGGAGUUCAUCGAGGGUAGGCGGCGUGCCCUGGCGCGCUUUAUCAACCUGGUGGCGCGACACCCGUUCUUCGCCGAUGAUGAGCUCCUGAAGACUUUCCUGACAUUCAACGGUUCGGAUGUUCAAACCAGACUACGUGAUUCCUACAAGAAAAUGGGAGACGAAUUCAUAACAUGCCGGCUUUCAACUGAAGCAAAGGAAUAUCUUCCAGCUGAUAUCCAGGCCCAGUUUGCUUCCAGCAGGCAGCUGAUCAGAAAUAUCCACAGUAGCUUCCAGAAGCUGCGGGACAGAGCGGAGACCAUGGCGGCACGCUCCAAGGAGAACGCCACGGAUCUCCUGAUGUUUGGGAAAGAGCUCAGUACUUUGGGCACAGACAGCGCUCCUCUGCCUCCCCUCGCGUCGUCACAAAGCACGUGGGGAUCCCUCAGACAGUCUAUCAAAGGCCUGUCAGUGGAGUUUGGCUUGCUUGCUGACAAAGCCAUGCAGCAGGGAAGAAGAGAAGAGGAUGACGUGGUGGAAAAAUUGAAUCUCUUUUUGGACUUGCUUCAGUCAUACAAGGACCUGUGUGAGCGUCACGAGAAGGGUGUGCUGCACGAGCACCAGCGUGCGCUGCAGAAGUACAGCGUGAUGAAGAGGCAGAUGAUGAGCGCCGCCGUGCAGCCCAAGGAACAGGUGGCCGUGGAGCAGCUGGAGUCACGCAUCGUACAGCAAGAGAAUGCCAUCCAGACGAUGGAGCUGAGGAACUACUUCUCCCUGUUCUGCCUGCACCAAGAGACUCAGCUGGUGUUCAUAUACCUGCCCAUCACCUCCCACAUCUUGGGUGCCUUCGUCAACUCCCAGGUGCAGGGGCAUCGAGAGAUGGGUGAAGUCUGGAGUGCACUCCACCCCAAGUUGAGCUGCCUGUUUGGGGCCAGCAAUGGCCUGCAGUCCCCACCUCUCUCCCCCAAGUAGGAGGCACAUGGAGAAGUCGUGCCGGCCUGACGUGAUGUGGUUAACGCCGGUAAUCAGGUUGAGCCAGAAAUAUGACUGAAGUGACCUGGUGCUUUCCAGCUUGCACUAUCUUGGGACAGAGAAAGAAACACUACAUUCCUUCAUUCAUGGCCUGUGCCUUGGCUAAGUGAAGUUGAUAACCCCACCACCUGAUGGCUGUGAUCGUGAUCACCGCAGGAUUCCUUGAACAGGGUUUACAGGGAAAUAUGACAGAAGAUUUUUUUCUAACAAAUAAGGAACUACUUUUGUUGGAAGAAUAAAAAGGAAGGAUAUAUUGAAGAAAACAUCAUUCUUGAAUUGUGACUGACCUAUUGUCAAAUUGUUCCCCCAUGCAACAUGAAGGUAAUGGGUUUUUUUCUGUGUGAAAGCUGUUUGCGAUGUCUGAAUUUAAUGUCACACAAAUAUUACUGAUAAGGGAUUGUCACCAGGAUGUUGUUUUCUGAAAAUGUCAUGCCUAUAACACAGAUAUAAUUGAAAUGCUGUUCAGUAUUUUCUAUGUAAAAGUUUCUAAUAUAUGCAUUUGCCAUAAAUAGAUUAAUUGUGUGUACAGCAUAUGUAUAAACAUUUUAUAACAAUACACUAGCACUUGAAGGUGCAAUAUUUUGAAGCCAGAGCUAUAUGAGAGAAGUUUUUUUUGUAACUUUUACCAGAAGAUGGCAGUAGUGUUGAGGCUUCUGAUUUUGUUUUUGCACAAAAACAAAUAAUGUAAAAAUAUUUCUGAUGGCAAAUGAAACAUUCCUUCAAUGUAUGCACAAUCUUUAAUGAACUUGACUUUAACUGAUGAAAGUAUUUGAUUUUGUGGACUUAAAUGACCAUUUGUCGAGUCCUCCGUGUUUCCCAAUUAAUGUACGCAGUGAAGGGACCUGUAGCUUUUCAUUUUGCCUUGUACAUUCCAGCACAUUUCAGUACUGUGAUUGUAGCUGUUUGUGCCUACAGAUUUCAAGCAGUUACUAUUCUAACUUUCCCCUGUCGUAAUAUGCUUGUAAGGUAGUAAGAAAGAGGUCCCUUCAGAGCAGUGUGCCAAAGACCUACACGUAUUUCAGGUAAGAACAGACAGUCACCAGGCCUUAAAAACCAGUGGGAUGCUCAGUUGGAACAUUACUGGUGGACAAUUGGUAAGUUAGGGUUGUUCCCCUGACAUGAAGUGGCAUAUUUAAAAUCAUCUAACUGGCUGGUGACUGGUUCAAAGCAAUGCAUUCUGGAUGUUUUUGUACUAACGUCACCAUACCCAUCUGAACAAGUGAUGCACUAGCAUUGAAUGAGAUUUUUCAAAAGCAUUGUCAUUUCAAGUCUAGAAUGUAUGUUUGCUUCUAUCCAGUUUGUUAAUAGUAAUCUGUUUCAAACAAGCCUAGGAUAAGUUAGUGUGGUGAAGCAGUUUUAACACUUGUAAACAUUCAACACUUGUUGGGGUAUACUAGUCUAGAAAUAUUCACUUCUGGUAAAGCCCUACCACACAUUUGCAUAUUUUUUUGCCACACAACUAACUGCCUUAAAAUCCAACACUGAUUUGUUUUACUAUUAAAGAAUAAGCUGAUAUAGUGGUGAUUGAUUCAUGAAUUUUCAUGACCUUGUAUUCAUCUCAGAACUGUUUGUUUCCUGUCAACUGGAUUAAGUAACCAUUAUGUGCUUUACCCCUUCUGAUGUCAUUGUUACUGCCAAUCGCAAGACACUCCAUUUCAGAGAUAUUCAUAUGGAUGUUUACAAAGUAUUUUUGUGUAUGUGUGUGUGUACUUCAUGAAAUCUAUUUUCUUUGGAUCAAAAUUAAUCUCUAAAUAAAAUGUAUAACUAUGA
Molecule: messenger RNA, 3605 nt
Organism: Engraulis encrasicolus (European anchovy)
Lineage: Eukaryota; Metazoa; Chordata; Actinopteri; Clupeiformes; Engraulidae
Gene: snx8a
Product: sorting nexin 8a
Exons: 12
Coding region: 207-1775 (522 amino acids)
Biological process (GO): intracellular protein transport; early endosome to Golgi transport
Cellular component (GO): early endosome membrane
Molecular function (GO): phosphatidylinositol binding
Source: RefSeq, a predicted model, not a curated record